Messenger RNA from Cuscuta campestris, 222 nucleotides. Lineage: Eukaryota; Viridiplantae; Streptophyta; Magnoliopsida; Solanales; Convolvulaceae. The record is from the annotation of a GenBank genome assembly.
UAUCUUCGCAAUACUAAGGAUGCAUUCCUGGUAUACGGUGGUGAGGAAGAGCUAAAGGUGGUCGGUUACACUGAUGCUAGCUUCCAAACCGACAGAGACGAUUCAAAAUCACAAGCAGGAUAUUUGUUUUGCCUGAAUGGCGGAGCUUUUAGCUGGAAGAGCUUCAAGGAGGAUACAACCACCGAUUCGACUACAGAGGCUGAGUACAUAGCUGCUGCCGAG